This is a messenger RNA of Amyelois transitella, 741 nucleotides long. RefSeq lists its product as uncharacterized. The transcript is spliced from 3 exons. NCBI's taxonomy places the organism in Eukaryota, Metazoa, Arthropoda, Insecta, Lepidoptera, Pyralidae. The record is from RefSeq and is a predicted model, not a curated record. Bases 84 to 734 code for a protein of 216 amino acids.
AAAAAUUUCAAAUGCUUGUUUUUAUCAUCAAUUUAAAUUAAUUUCGCUUACCUACAUAAAGAAAACAAUUCACGUUGUUAAAUAUGAAGAUGAGUGUAGCUAGUAAAGAAGAACACCAAAACUUACAAAUGGAAAUGGUCCAACGUGAAAAUCAAGAGAAAUCUGCGAUUGCAACAGUCGCAACGGAGUCGCUGAAAAAACUGAACGUAUCCAUUGACGCGUUACCACAGAAAUGUCAAAACUUACUCACACUUGCGGCCGAAGCCCAAACAGCAAUGGACGCCGAUAUUUUCGACCCUAUCGCCGUCUCGCUCCAACAGUCCCGAGAAAUGUCCGAGAAACUGACAGACGAGUACGAAAUACUUAAACUGAGACAGAAAAUACAGGAGUUGCAAAUGAAAAUAGACCGUAAUGACAGGUUUUUGGACGGUUUGAGAAAAGAAUUGGCUUGCUCCAGGGAGUCUUUGGCGGGGCGAAGCCCUAAUCCGGAGUCUAUUCAAGAACACGUAAGACAGUUGAGACUGAAGGUCGUGUCAUAUGAAGAAAGUUGUGCAAAAGCUAAGACAAAAUAUUCAACGUUGGGAGUGCCAGAUGCUAUUCUUCCGAAAUCACUUCUUUCACUGAUCCGCCAACUUUCCGCGCUGCAAGAGGAAGCCAGGGCGCUGCAGGAGAGGGCUGAGGACGUGACCCUGGCAAGGCAGGCGCGAGAUACCUUCAGCCGGCUGAGGAGAUGAGAUUAUA